GGCUUUUGGCUUUAUCUUUGGUGUAAAAUGGCGGUGUUUCAUUGAAUGAAAGAAUAUUUUACCGUAUAUUGUGCUAAAUCGCAAUCAUGUCGGAGGAUAAAACUGAAGUGGAGACGUUUUUUGGAAGAUGUAGAUGUUGCCUCACAUAUGGCUACUUAAAAAACAUGUGGUUAGAACAUAAAUACAAUGGAAAUCCAGAAAUAUACGGUGAAAUGCUUGCCAAAUGUUUUGCGUUGACUUGGGAUCAUUCCGAGGACUCCAUAGAGCAGGACCAGAUAUGUGAGGCCUGCAUCGUUCGACUACGUGAUGCAUAUGACUUUAAGAAGGUGGUCUUGGACUCACAGGAGGAGCUUACGAGGAUGUUGGAAGAUGAAAAUCAUGCCACGAUAAAAGAAGAAAGACUUGAUGAGCAACUCUUAGCGGAACAGGGAGGUGAUGACGGUGAUGAUAAUUUAAGUAACACGGAGACAGAAUACAUAACAUUCAAUAAUGAUACAAUGGAGAGCAUCAAGGAGGAGGCUCCGGAGAUGGAGUAUACGGACAUUGAGUACUUGGAAGAUGAAGUAGCUAAUAUAACCAAGGCUGAAGAUAAUAGCAUGGUUGAAGAUUACACUAAGGAUAGUGCUGAUUCUGACUCAUCCCAAUCAUACAAACCGGAACCAGCUAAAAGAAAGAAAAGGCCAAGGGUUUCCGAACCUGAAGAUGAUGAUGAUGAGAGUGGUAAACCCAAAAGAAAAUGGCCACCAAAGCUCCCUAAAUCUGAGAGACACAAAACAUAUAAACAGUAUUCAGAAACUGAUCUACGGAAGUGUUUAGACGAAAUCCGUAGUGGAGCCCUAACGCCCGCUGAUGCAUCUGUUCAGUACAAUAUACCAAAGAAAACCAUCUGCGCUAAAAUCAAAAUGAAUUCUACAGAUGUCCCGAUUGACAAUACAACGCAAUCAAAAUUGGAAAGACGCGCGAAACGGCUAAGGAAAAAACCUACAAUGUUUAAAACUUCCGCACUGGACGAGAAAACAUUAAAACAAAUAGAAUGUAAUAAAGUAAAAAUGAAAGAUAUGAACGAUACAAAGGUUGCAAAGGAUCCAAUUGAUAAAAAUAAUGAAGUUAAAGAUUUUGAAACUAAAAUAAAGAUUGCACUUGAACCUGUCAAAGAAUUUGAUCAAGUCAACGCAGAACAAGUUAGAACACGUUACAAAGCGAUAGUAAACGAUAAAUUCAAGAAAGGGACCAAGGAGUCAGUAAAGCAAGAAGUUAACGAAAUGAAUAAACAUAAAGAUAACCUUAAAACUAUACUACAUAAUUCGAAUGCCACUGUAAUAAAAGGGUACACGGGUCACGGUUUUUAUUGUAAUUAUUGUAAAGAACAUAGACGAUUGCCUUCAGAUUUAAAAAAACAUAAUUUAGAGGCACAUAGCUUAGUCGAAGACGUUAUAAAAGUGAAAUACGUGUCAGAUCUAUUCAUUAGACUUGAUAUAACGAAUUUAAAAUGUAGUAUUUGUAAUUUAAACUUAGAUAAAUUAGAAGAUUUUACUGCACAUCUAUCCAAAAUACAUGGUAAAAAGUUUCAUACGGAUAUCAAAAAUUAUUUCAUUCCUUUCGUUUUAGAUACAGAUAUGAUGCAAUGCAUGAUUUGCAAGAAAGAUUUUAAACAUUUCAAGCUACUUUCUGAACAUAUGUGUGAACAUUAUCGAAAUUUUGAAUGUUCUCUCUGCGACAGAGCGUUUAUUAAUAAACAAUGUAUGCAAACACACAUUUAUAGACAUAGAAAAGGAGUUUUUAAAUGCUCUCAUUGUCCCAAAGUGUUUGAUUCUCGUCCAAAAAAGAGCGUUCACGAAAGAGUAGUACAUGCUUUAUCAAGUAAAACUCGCAAAUGUUCCUUCUGUAGCGAGCGUUUCGGUACAACAGACUUGGUACAAGCUCACGAAGUAAAGAAACAUGGUGUAAAACCAUUGGUGUUCUCUUGUCAAGCUUGCAACAAAUCUUAUAAUAGCCAAAGUUCCUUAUUAACACACAGAAAACGCUAUCAUUUGAUGUUAAGGCCACAUAAAUGUUCAUAUUGUGAAAUGGCAUUUUUCUCCAAGAUUGAGUUGAGGUCUCAUACGGUUACUCAUACGAAAACAAGGGAUUUUCAAUGCGAUAUGUGUUCGAAAUCGUUCGGGACGAAAUGUAGUUUGAGUCAACAUGUUAGGGGGCACUUAGACGAUCGGAGGUUUAAAUGUGAUCGGUGUGAGCGGUCGUUUGUGCAUAGGACUGCUUGGAAAGGGCAUAUGAGGACAAUCCAUAGUACUAUUGUCUAGAUCACCUUGAGCUUCUUGCCGUUGCUCUAACACUUGCAGUCGCAACUUUGGCUCGAUAUUAAGUCAAAGGCACUAGUUACUGGCUUAUUAGGGGGCAAAAUCAUCGAAUGACUUCUCCCGCCCGGGUGAGGCGAAAGUGAGUGUCAGACUCUUACUGACUAAAAACCACCCCGUUCCUACUCCUACAUUUCGAGCCGAGCGAGCCUUUCAAGAAUAAAGCGGUACUUCACACCGAAACAAUAACUUGUGGUUUACCAAGAGCAAGUCCGGUCAUGCUGACCGUACCGUUAGUACUGUUUCUAUCUUUUGGGAUGGCUCGGUUAACCACCCUCGAUGGCGAUCUAUCAAGAGGCGAUGACGAUGAUGCGCUUAUGGAGGCCCGGCUCCAAGACCUAUAACACAGGUGACCAGUCGCAAGCGUGCGACCUGGAAGUCUUUAAGUCUCGAGUGAAUAGGUUACUUAAAAGCAGGCGUGCUCCAUAGUAGGAUGCAUCAUCGGUUACCACCAGGCGAGACUGACCAAACGUUGUCCCAUUACCUAUAAUAAAGAUAUUGUUUUUGCAUUGAAUCUAAUGAGUAAUAAGGCUCUUUCGAGGUCAGUUAGUUGAAUACAUAGCUAGUCUAAAACUAUUGGACAUUAAACUUUUGACAGCUACAAACAGUCCUUAAAUUACAUUAGCGUCAUUUGGUGAGCUAAGAAAGGGAAGCCUUCAUUAAGAUAUACGAUAUUUCGGUUAAAAAAGAUUUUGCAUUGAAAUUGUCAUGUCCAGUCUUUAGUGUAUCGUUGUACAAGAUAGAGCGAUUCUUCAUUGAAACGACAGGAUCGCCUGGGUCCCUUGUGCAAGUCUGUUUUACGUUAUGAUGUUCGGCACUCUGAUUGGCCUGUUCCAUGUUAACCAACUAAUCAGAGGGCUAAACGCGGUUACGAGUUCUCUCAGUGCAAGCUAGGAUUAUACUGGUUAUUCCGCUAGAACCUUGCCGUGUUACUGAGCACAGUAAAUACAUUGUAUGUCUAAAAAUUUCUUUACGUCGUGAAAUAUUAAUCGGCUUCUAUCGGUUCUUUUAUAGUUCAUAUACACUGUAUAUUUUGAUCCGAAAAAUUGCAAUGAAUUUAAUAGUCCUAAGACUACGUUUCAACAUGCCCUAAUUUAAAAAAAAUCUUUAGAAAUAAGCAUUAAACUGUCAAACACCAAGCGAUCACCGGUGACCGCAACCUAUUGUUCUAUAAUUGUGUCUAUAAUGACGGUACUUGACGAGUUAAAACCAUUUUUUUUACGAUACGCCCUUUUUAUAUAUCUGAUUUAGGUAUAGUUUUGUUAUAUUGUACAAGUACAAUACUUAUAAGUCGAUACUUAAUAAAUAUUUUCAAAUAUAUUGUCGUUUUUUUACCAACAAUACUUUAUAGCCAAAUCUUAAAUGAAGUUUGAACGAAAUCGGAACCUCUUUUGACAUUUUGGAGCGAGAAUGAAAAAAAUGGGAAUACAAAAUAGAAAUUUCCUCUUCUAAUUUUAAUAACUAUAAUAACUUACAUGAAUAUGUUCAAGAAACUAAAGAAGAAAC
Molecule: messenger RNA, 3860 nt
Organism: Spodoptera litura
Lineage: Eukaryota; Metazoa; Arthropoda; Insecta; Lepidoptera; Noctuidae
Biological process (GO): regulation of transcription by RNA polymerase II
Cellular component (GO): nucleus
Molecular function (GO): RNA polymerase II cis-regulatory region sequence-specific DNA binding; DNA-binding transcription activator activity, RNA polymerase II-specific; zinc ion binding
Source: RefSeq, a predicted model, not a curated record